GCGCGGUGUGUGCUUUCCCGGGCGGAGGCUCCUCCCGUCCCAGCCCCGCCGCCGCCGCCGCGCCUGGCCGCGCCGCCGCUCGCAGACCCUCGGGGCCUCGCCGGCGGAGAGCGUCGGUCGCCGGGUCCCCGCCCCGGGACCUGCCGGACGGGGACUUGCGCGGCUUUCCUUUUUCCCUUUCCGUUCCUAAAGCACGGCGUCAGACGGCGCCGUGAGCCCGGAGAGGCGUCCCCGCACAGUACAGCCUCGCUUAACCGGAAGCCAGCUCCCGGGACCCCUCGACUCUCUGGUCCACGUUUGAAGGGAGGAGCGGCCCCCGUCCCCCUCAGAGAAGGCCAGGAGUUCCAACAGUGUGGACACGUCCAGGGGCAGCGUGACAUGAGUCGUCUCUCCUGCAGAGAGGCGGGGAGGCGGCAACAUCGCUAGCCCUGGAGGGGGGAUCAAAGGAGGAACUGUGGCUCAUGGUGGCCCAGGAUCAGCGGAACGGGACAGGCAGGUGAGGGAGCAGAGGACGGGGGGAGGAGAGGCAAGGACUCUGCCAGGACCCCCCCCCCGCCACGUGUGUCCUCCCCAGCCCUUGGGGACAAGCCACUCCCCCCAUGGCCUCCAAGCAGGCCGCUGGGCGGAGCCCAGGGGAGAAGCGCAAGAGGGUGGUGCUGACCCUGAAGGAGAAGAUUGACAUCUGCACGCGCCUGGAGAAGGGGGAGAGCAGGAAGGUGCUGAUGCAGGAGUACAACGUGGGCAUGUCCACCCUGUACGACAUCAAGGCCCACAAGGCACAGCUGCUGCGCUUCUUUGCCAACUCGGACUCCAACAAGGCCCUGGAGCAGCGGCGCACUCUGCACACGCCCAAGCUCGAGCACCUGGACCGCGUCCUGUACCAGUGGUUCCUGGGGAAGCGGGCUGAGGGCGUGCCCGUCUCGGGCCCCAUGCUCAUCGAGAAGGCCAAGGACUUCUACGAGCAGAUGCAGUUAACGGAGCCCUGCGUGUUUUCUGGCGGGUGGCUCUGGCGUUUUAAGGCCAGGCACGGCAUUAAGAAGCUGGACGCGUCCAGUGAGAAACAAGUGGCCGACCACCGAGCAGCCGAGCAGUUCUGUGGCUUUUUCCGGAGCCUAACGGCCGAGCACGGCCUGUCCCCUGAGCAGGUUUACAACGCCGACGAGACCGGCCUUUUCUGGCGGUGCCUGCCCAGUCCCAGCCUGGAAGGUGGGACGGUGCCCGGCAUCAAGCAGAGCAAGGACAGGCUGACCGUCCUCAUGUGCGCCAAUGCCACGGGCUCCCACAAGAUCAAGCCCUUGGUGAUUGGGAAAGGCGGCGGUGCCCGGGCUUUCGGGGGCAUUCAGCACCUGCCCGUCGCCUACAAGGCCCAAGGUAACGCGUGGGUGGACAAGGAGAUUUUUUCGGACUGGUUCCAUCAUAUCUUCGUUCCGUCGGUGAAGGAGCACUUCCGGGCAGCGGGUCUGCCCGAGGACGGCAAAGCCAUCCUGCUGCUGGACAACGCCCGCGCCCGCCCGCGGGAGUCCGAGCUGGCCUCCGGUAACAUCUUCACCGUCUUCCUGCCCGCCAGCAUCACCUCGUUGAUUCAGCCCAUGGACCAGGGCAUUCGGAGAGAUUUCAUGAGGCACUUCAUCAACCCCCCCGUCCCGCUGCAGGCCUGCCACCCCCGCUACAGUGUGAACGACGCCGUCUUCAACGUGGCCUGCGCCUGGAGCGCCGUGCCCGGCGACGUCUUCAGCCGGGCCUGGAGGAAGCUGUGGCCCGCGGUCACGUUCGCCGAGGGCUCGUCUUCGGAGGAGGAGCCGGAGCGCCUCCGAGCGAGGCCUCACGAUCAGACUUUCGCACACAUCCUGCAGCUGCGGGGAGAGGCCCCGGCCCGCCCUGGCAGCCGGCUUCCCCGGGGCGCGGCCGCAGAGGGCCCGGCCCCAGCUGCCGGGAGCCCGGAGCAGGCUGAGAAGGACGGCGACGAGGCGGCCUGGGAGCAGGCGGCCCUGUCCUUUGACGCCGUGGUGCGCUUCGCCGAGGGACAGCCCUGCUUCACGGCACAGGAGGUGGGGCAGCUGCGUGCGCUGCGCUCCGUGUUCGCCAGGCAGAGGCAGGUGAAGCGGCGGCGCGUGGCCCUCAGGGCCGUGGUCAAACUCGAGGCCCCCCAGGAGGCCCCCCCUCUGCCCUGCUCCUCCACGGUGGGCGAGCACUGAUGUCGGCGUGGCCCUCGCCUGCGGGCCGGAGCUUGUCCGGGAGGUCGGGGCGCCCGGUGUGGGCUCCCGGCCGCUCGCGACGGCCCAUCCCUGCGCGUCUGGUGCAUCGCGGGCUUACCGUGUUUUCCGUCCUGGCCCGUCAAUGUGAGCAGCCGCUCCGGAAGGGUCCCACACACCCGAAGCCGAGCGGAGCGUCCCGUGGCCGGAAGCCAGGACCGUGCCGGGCAGAUUCUGGCUCCGUGUUGGCUGGCUGAGCCCCACUGUGUGCGUGGGUGGAGGUGUCUGUCCGUCCGGGAGGAGCAAAGCCGGCCCUCGGGCCAACUGAUGGCGGUGCCUGCGGCCACUUGCCAGGGCUAGUGUUGCCCUGGGCCCGCCUGCCAUCCCCUCGGGGCGCGGUCGGUGGUGUGGCGCCGUCCCUGUGUCAGGCGGGCGCCCGUGCCUGCGGUUCGUAGGUGGCGGGUCCUCACUUCAGCCGUGAGCUCAGCUGCGCAGCCCCCUGCAAGCUCCUCCGUGCUGCUAGGCGGUCUCGCCCCUUGGGCUGGGCCCCAGGGCGUGGGGGCCGCACGUUGGGUUGGCACGGCGGAGUCGCUUCCCCUAACGCAAGCAGGACUGUCCGCCCGGGCCUCCUGUUGCCCCGAGGGUCCCUGCCGCACUGCGGGCGAGUCCAGCGUCCUGGUGCCGAAUCUACUGCGUCGUCCGAGCCCCCGUUCCACAGGAGUUCGUGCUGACCGCGUGCAUGUCACUGAGUUUGCUGAGCGCUCAGCAGUGCGUCUCAGGCGUGCGCUCGUGCCCUGCGUUAAGUCCAGCUGUUUGGAUUUCCGGCUGCAUUUGAACUUCAGCGUUGGCCGUUCAUGCCUCGGUACGCCGUGUGGGGAAGAGCCGGCUGCAUGGCUUGGUUGUGGGCGGAUUGUGGCCCCCCGCUGCCCGCGGCCUGGACUGCGCCCCGGGACGGCGCACCCUCCUUGCGCGCACAUGGGGGGCUGUGACUUCUGUCUUUCACCGCUGCGCCCUGGGAUUCCGGCCUGGCCGUCCGGCCGCCUCGUGGUUCUCGGCCCCCUGCCCUCUGGGGCGCCCACCGGCCUCCACACAGCGUUUGGUUCACUGUCCGUUCCUCUGCUGUGUGCAUCUUCCCAAGCAUGAGGCGACGGUUGUCGCCGCCACCGUGUCGCCUUGUGGACGUGCGUGUUUCCUGCUUUAAAUGCAGGGCUGAAGGGCGUGAACCGAGCAAGGCCGUUUUCAGAGCAUCCUCGUGGAGUCUUCAGGCCAGAUUGCCUCGGGAUCGUGCUGCCGUCGCACCCUUUCCUUCCUGUGCCCGGGGUGACAUCUGAGCACCCAUGUGCUUGGCUGCUGGUUCGGACUCGUGUGGCCCCGUGCUGUUGAAUUGCGGCUGCUUGUGGUGUCACGGGACGUGAGGUGUUGGGUCCCUGGAGCGCCUGCCCUCGCCUCGGUGUAGGUGGUGGUGGCCCGGAGAGGCGGCCGGACGCCGAGGAGCUCUCCCGUGCUUCUCGAACAGCGGGACUUCGCUGGCUGGGUACAGCCGGGGGAGGGGCAGGACACGUGGGGCUCCUGGGUCCCCUUGGAGGCUUUGUCCCAUCAGAUUGUAGACCCCAGGCCGUGGAUUCGCGACCUGCCCCGGUCCUGGCCAUUCUGUGGCCAGUCAGUAAAUGCUUGUCACUGGACAGCCUGAGGGGUGUCUGUCCUCAAGGUGCUCCUUCCAGAAGCGGCCACAGAGCACGGCGCCAGCUCGAGCCCUCUUGCUGCUCAGGAGGUCCUGGGGCAGAGCAAGCUCUGGCCUCCCCUGCCUCCCUCUCUGAUGGGCAGCACGCUUCUCCGCACGUGGCCUCUGCUGCUGGCUCGGGCGGAGCCAGGUGCCCUGGGCUGCAGCCGGCCGCGGGGCCACAUGUGGGUGCUGGCAGAGGCCCAGGGCCCAGCAAGGCCGUCUGGUGAGCUGUGUGGCCCGGCGGCUGGUGAGCGUCUCCACCCCGUCCCGCCGCCCUCCCUGUCCUCUGGGAGCCCCUCCCAACUGCUCCGCUAGGCACUUUCUGCCCGGCCCCUCAGGCUCAGGGGUCAGCGUGCUUCCGCCUCGGAAUCCUUCCCAAGCAGUUCUGGGUGGAGCCCGACUAGGCUGGAUGUGAAAUCGGAGCAGGUGGGACCAGUGCCCCCUUCUUUCCUCUCUGGCCACUGUGGAGGCACCUGCAGGAGGCCCGGGCUCCGCGUCUGCCAUGAGCACGUGGCCCAGAGCCCCGGCAGUGGGGUCCGCGGGUGUGGCGUCUGGGAGGCUUCUCCAUCCCGUUGGGUCAUGCUUGCACCCCUCCUGGCCGGUCUUUCCUGGGCCAGAAGGCAGAGCCUUUGGAGGCAGCUCAGGGCCCUUGGAGUCGGAUGUGGCCCUGGGGGGAUGGGGCAGAAGCAGGGGUAGGCGGCCACGCAGACUGCGUGCUUUCCCGGGAGCCCGGGGUGCGCGGGAAGCAGAACUGGGGGCAAACGGGACCCGCCGCUGCCGCCCCCAAGGGCCAGCCUGAGCUGCUGUGGGAGGCGCAGGUGCGAGCUUCAGCGGCCUUUCUUGGUGUGCAGAUGUGCUCACGCUUCAUCCGUCAUUGAGCAUAGAGCGUGGCCUGUGUUCCCUGCCGGCGUGUACUGACCAUCGUGCUCGGCCCGAGGCUGGAGGGUGAUCAGACAAGGCCCCUGUCCUGCCUCCUGAAGACAAGGCAGGAAGCUGCUGGGGAGGCUGGAACACAGGUGAGGGGCAGAAGGUGGCCCGGGGCGUCAGUGGGUCCGUGAGGGCGGGAGAGCACAGACGGGCUCCUGCCUGCCUCGGGUCCAGCCGCCAAGUCCAGGAGGGUGACCCAGGGUGGUGAGGCAGCUCCGCACGUGGAGCCAGGCUCCUCUGCCGCCUGGGACCUGUGGCUCCAUUGUGUGUUUCGAGACAGUUCCAGGUCCCACCCUGGUGUCUACUGCUUCCAGCCCUCAGCCGCAGGAAGCACACUUCCUCCGAGCUGCCCGUCUGCCGACACGCAUCGCUUCUGCUCCAGUCCUUUGGGCCGGGUCCCAGUCCCACAGGCCCCACCGGCCGCCGGGGCAUCCGGGCAGUGUGGUUGGAAAAGGGAGCGUGCGCACCGGGGAGCCAUCUGGGAAAGCCGGGCCGGGUCUCCUGACUCCCCCCUCUGCCGUGCCCUCUCCAGCAGCCGCGUUCUGGCCUCAGCCCCUCUCUGCAAGGACACAGCGGGCAGGUGCACCACGAGGGCCCGGCGUGUGGAGGAUGGAGGCAGGCAGCCCGUGGUGGUCUCGGCUCGUGGGGUGGGGGCUCCACACGGAGACCAGCCCCGGAGAGCUGGGACUGCCAUCGCCCACCCCAGAGCUGUCAGAGACGAGCGGCCUUGUCCGGAGAGGCAGGCUGUGACCCAGUCCCCUUCCCUCCACAAGAGGCUCAGGGGUGCUCGCGAAAGGGGAGCUCGUAGAGACAGCACGUGGGAGGGGCAGUGGGUUGAUAGGUGACACGGGCUGAGCUGGAGGCUGGCUGCGGGUCAGAAGACUCUCACUGAUCUCAGGAGCUGUUCUUGCAAAAGCCAAAUUUGCUUGGAUUAGGCCCUGAAGCCUUUAUGCCCAGGCGUGACUGGAAAACCCGGAGCAGUCUGCCAACGGGGAGCGGUGCCGAGGAGCUGGUGUGGGCCGGGAGGAGAGGCCAGCUUCGCCGGAGCCGCUGUCUUCCCAGGGUGACGGUGGGCCAGCCCACGGCUGCGCCCCUGGAGGCAGCAGAGGCCGGAGCAAGGGCUGCGGGGGCAGGGACGAGCCCAGUGCCGCGCCAGCAAACACAGUAAGCGACAGGAUGACAGUAACACGACCUGGUGGGGUGGCCAGGACCCGGAACUGCGGCAGUGCGCUCCCCGAAGUGAUCCGUUUCCCACCCGAACGUGCAAAGAAACAGGUAUGGCUCAGACCGCAGGAGAAGAGUAGGCUGCAGAGCCGGCAGGCGCUGGACUUAACAGGAAGAGACUUGGACUUGGCCGUUCUACGCGUGGUCGGGGGGUGGGGGGCGAAGGGAGAGACUGGUGAUGGCGCAUCACAUAGCAUCAACAGGAAGGUGAGAAUUACCACACCCAGAAGAACUGAGUGGGGCUUCCGGAGCCAAACAGUACGAGAACCGAAGUGGAGCGUUCCCAAGGGGCUCAGCAGCUGCUGUAAGCUGGCAGGAGAAAGAACCUGUGACCUCGACUGACCCGGAGCCCUAGGUGACCACACAGUGCAGGGACACCUACGUGUCACCGGAGCCCCAGGGGGCAGAAGGGAACAAAAAAUACUCACAUGGUGCCCGAAAAAUCCCCAUGUUCAUCUACAAAUCAGGCCCGGUGAGCUCCAGUGGGACUAACGGUGUGAUCCACAGAGUCGGGAACACAGGGAAAGCUGUCCCUGUCCUGAGAACGCCCAGUGGGGCUGGCGGCUGAGCUCAGUCGGGGACGGCACAGCCCGAGAGCUCAGGAAACUCACAGCCAAGAUUCCUGCGUCUGCCAAAGCGCUCUCAGAAUAAGGUGAGUGAACGAUGUUUGCAGAUGCACAAAAACAGGAUUUGCUGCUGGUGGGCCCGCCUCUCAGGAAAUGCUAAAGGAAGUUCUUGGGGCUCAAAGCAAGUGACGCAGACGGUAAAUCGGAUCCACUCAGAACAAGCCCUGCUAAAGGCAGUUCUGUCUUCAGAGAAGACAGUGUCCACUUGACCUUGGACACCUUUGGGGUUACGGGUGCCAGCCCCUGCUGCCCUUUCCUCUGGCAGCUCCUGCAGCAGCUGCUGCUUUUUUUAAGAUUUAUGUAUUUUAGAGACAGCAUGAGCGGGAGGGGCUGAGGGAGAGAGCAUCUCAAGCAUUCUGUGCCCAGCACGGACCCGGACGUGGGGCUCGAUCGCACGACCCUGAGCUGAAGCUAGGAGCCGAUGCUUAACCAGCUGGCCACCUGGGUGCCCCUGGCAGCUUCUUGAAAAAGCCUGUCGUUCCAUAAAGUGAUAAUCUUGGGUUCGUCACGUUUAUAGAUGUGCCCUGUGUCACAACCACACCGGAAGGGUCUCCGGCAGGAAGUGAGCGUGUCCACAUCCAAAGUACAUUCUGGUCGGCCUGAGAGCAACCGCUCAGGAGAGAACCCAAGAGUCGUGAACAAACCUGUUAGAGAAAUUCAAGUGCUACAUUAGCAGAAACUGCAAAAGCCGCAAGUGAACGGAGGGACAGAAGGACGCGGGACCCGCGGCACGGGGACCUGCCGCGCCUCCCUGGCCCUUGCUGAGCUUGGCAGUGUGGUCCCCGCCGCACAGAGCGGCCCUGGACCUCGGCUCCUCCCGCAGAGCCAGCAGCAGCUGCAGUGACUGAGCCCUGCAGGCGGGGCCGCGCUUCGGGCCUGAAGGGUGGGCGCUGCGGUGGCCACCGGGCGCUGUGGUGGCCACCGGCCACUGUGGCCCCCACGGGCGCUCGGAGCUGGCCAGGACCCGGGAAGGACAGUGUGCUCAGCACUGCCACGUCAGGCCUCGUGGAUUUACGUAAAAUUGACCAUUCGCAGCAAACUUGCCUUAGAGAACGUGUUCUGUAUUUUGGUGCAGAAGCGUAUUUCGUGGGCACCCACACAGGGCGGCGUGCGCUUCCCAUGCCCUCCCCCCGCAGGGGCCCAGAGGGCCUCCAGGUCCCCCGCACCCCGUCUUCACCUCCGUGUCAGCGGACACCAGCCCCCACACCGCCCAGAGCACCGUCCUCGUUCUUUGCCGGCAGCUCCCGGGUGGUCAGGCAGCUGGAGCAAGAUGAGAAGCGGUGGCCUCCACGUCCCGGGGAGACCCGGGAGGGGAGCUUCCAAGGUGAAGGGCCCCAUCUAAGCAGGGGCGGGCGGGAUGGGGCGGCUUUCCACGGCGUACUCGGGAGGCGCGGGCUGCCUCCUCCCCAGCCCAGUGCACGCUCCCCAGCCUGAUCCGGGGUGUGCUCCCUGCUCGAGACCCGGGGCCCUCGGCGUCUACAUCUGCUGCCGUCCACCGACCCCGGGGAGUUCCGGGAGACCCCGCACUGGGCUGCCACAGAGGAAUGUUCAGGAAGGUGGGGGUGGGGCAGCAAUUCUUACAACUGAAAAGACCUGCUAAAGCCCAGUGUGGCUUCCGUGGCUGGGAGCCACGGCACGGGAGGUGCGGCUCUGGCCAUCCGGUCCUCGAGGCUGUGCGUGCGUCCUACCCUUCAGUCCCAGAGACCCACGGGGAGGCAGGAGGGAGAGGGAGCCGAACCAGGUUAGGGCCCCAGCUAAAUGCUUGUCAUUCCACCUGAGCCAAUGUGGACUUGGGAGCCAGCAGGAGCCCAGGACAGUCUUGUGUGCGGAAAGGUAGCUCCCCCAGUGCCAUUCAGGGCCCUUACUCAUUUGUUCAGCCUUCACUGAGGCUUUUCAGGUCCCCGGGGGCUGCCUGGCUGGUGGGACAGAGGUGAGCAGGAUGAAUGCAGCCUGAGAGAGGUGGCCUGCUGAGCAGAAGGUUGGGGUUGUAGGAAAGGCUUGGGGGAACUGAGAGGGUUUCAUGGAGGUGGUGAGCUUGGAAGUGGGUCAGGGAGGGUGCGUAGGAGUUCUCUGGCUGAAAUUGGGAACCGGGCCUUGCAGGCAGACAAGGGCUCGGGGAGGCUGCUACAGGGCAGGAACAGCCCCCGGGUAGGUCAGCCACCCAGCAGGACAGACAGGACACUUGAGACCCAGCAGGUGGGGUCAUGGUGGUGUGAGAGGGUGGUCUCUGGGCUGCCUCCCGCCAGUGGGUGCAGGAUCCCCACGUGGCUGUGACCCACCGGCGUCGGACACCAGAGCACAGAGGUCACCAGGCCGCCCAAACCCAGGAGAAGCCCCACAGUAGGGCCAGUGGCCUGGGCCCAGCCAGCGGGCUCAGCACCUGCUCUGCCACAGGGGCUGAGGGACUUGAGAUGAACAUAGUCUUCUCUGGUCCUUAGACUCUGUUGGAAAUAAGAAGGGGUCUGUGGCCUGCCAGACCCCCUCCAGUGUGGACAGGUGGUGGGCUGGGGGCUUAAGGGGAGAAGUGAAGGGGGCAGGCCCCGGGCUAUUGUCACUCGUCAAAAGGCUGCCCAGCUGAGGCCAGUUCCCUCUUUGGGCAGCUGCCAGAUGGACUCAGGCCUGGCCGUGUCCCCCCUGGCCAGCCCCGGCAGCUGGAGGCGCUCUCCUCAGUCUCAGGGGCUUCUGGCUCUGCGCUGUCUGGGGCCUGCUGGGCUGGGGGACCCAAAGGGGACCCCAUGUCCUGGUUGGCCUGGGCUGGUCCUGGUGGGCACCUGGUGUCUGGGCACAAUCCUUAAUAGCAUCCCUUCACUCUCCAGGGUCUGGGUUUGGACAGCUCAUCUCAUGGGGACACCCUGCUGAGGCCCACUCUUCACACGAUGCCCCCACCCCUGGUCAAGCAGAUGGGCCGUCUGAUGCUACAGGAGCUAGCCUCAGCCUGGCCCAUGUGUUGGGGGCCAUUGUCCCAAGGUCCACCUUGAAACGUGGACCAUGACCUCGCUAGGCUGGGGGGGGCCUGGAGGCCCACAGGUGGUAAUUCUCCCCCAGGGGACGGGCCUCCAGCAGGAAGCAAGGAGCAGCAGGGAGGCUGUUACCCAGGUGGGGUGUGGGCACCUGCCCUGUGGGUAGGAGUGGAGGUGAGUGUGGACCAGAGGCCCUUGACCUUGGGAGCCAGGGGCCUGCAGAAGCUAACAGAUGGCUUCCAGAUCUCUAGGCUGGGCGGCAGACCUCCCCCACUACCCCCACCCUGGGCUUGAUGGGCUUACUACUCUAGUCAGUGGGACCCUGGAGGGAUGGAGCCUCCAGUGGCCUGUCCGUGUCCCCGACAGUCUGCACGUCCCCCCACUGGCGGAUGUGCCCUCAGCUGGCCCGAGGCCUCGGAUGGGCGGCUGGAUGCCGUGGAGUGAAGGCUCUGUAGCCUGAGGUGGUUGCUAAGCAGGGGCCAGCCUGUACCCUGAGGGGGGGAGCUGGGUGUCGGGGCCAGGAUGGGCCUGCACAGAGGGCCCACCCCGGUCCUCACACGGCCUUCCAGUCUCCCAGCGCUGUGGUGCGGCCACGGCGGGCUUCUCCCCAGCGGAGUCGGCUCUUCCUGCCAGCUCCUAGCCGGCCCUCCUUCCCCGCCUUUCCCCUCUCUCGCUUCCCCUUCUGGGGUCCCAGCCUGCACCCUGCGGUGCAGAUCAGCCCCACUCUCACCUCCCUCCCACUUCUCUGCCAGCUACGUCCUCCUUCCAGUGCGGGUACCAGAGGCCCUGCUGCUGCAGAGGGCAAGGCUGGGGGUCCUGGCUGGAACGGGGGAGACAAACGUGGAGAGACAUGCAGCCUGUGGGGGAGGACUCGGGCAGGGGCUGCGACAGCUUGGCUCCAGCGGCCGGUGGGAGGAGGUGCCUGAACUAGGCCCGGGGUUGUCUGGUGGGGGAGGCCCUGGCCGGGGCAGGUGUGCGAGGAGGUGGGUCCCUGGGGCCCGCCAUAACACACUUCCUCUUCCUGACUGAGGAAGGCAUUUUGCCCCUUUCCAUGGGGGCAAUCAUUUUAAUGAAGUGCUUUUUUUCUGGGAGCCCAGAGUGCAAGGCUUACUCCUAGCUCAGGGAUGUGCCUGUUGCCGGCAACUCUAGUGAGGGCACCCAUGAAUCUCCUCUCACUUGUGCCUCCAAAAAUGAGGCCACGGGCUCUCGCGGUGCCUCAUUCUUUAAUUAAACCGAUACUGGAACGACAGAGAGGGGGCAGGGCAGGGGAGGGGGCGGCAGCUUCUGGGUGGGAGGAGCCCGGGGCUGGGGGGAACGUGCCAGGGGUCUCCCAGGGCCCUCGCAGUGCUGGCCCUCUGGCCUCUCCGCGUGGGGCCAGCUGCCGCUCUGCAGGACCCCUGGCCGGCCUCUCCGUCCUGCUGCUGGGCCCCUCGCUCACCCCUGCUGCCUGCCUCAUCCCACCAUUCCUAGACCAGGAGAGCCCCACAGCACACCCACAGGCUUCUGACUGCAGCCCCGCCCCCCGACAUUCGUGCAGGAUGCUCUGCCCUACAAGGAGACCCACGUACCCCACUUCCCGAGGACAGAGGAUUAGAUGCACGCACGCGUGCACUCUCCUGCAGCUAAAACAAGUCAAUAAAACAGCCCUUCUCUUGAUUGAACUUAAAGUGUGCAGUUAAUUGAAUUGUGUUCUCCAGCCGCUGUCUGCCAGGUAAUGAAUGCAUCACGGGCCUCUCUCAUUAGUAGUCGCGUUUUCUGUCCCCACUCUGAGCGCCAUCUGGGCAGCCCUGGGUGAUCCCCUGAGCACAGGUGAGGGGGUGGGGAGCAGAGGAGGGGCCCUGAGUUGGGAUUUCUGUGCCACUGUUUCGGGGAUAGGCGUGUGGUCCUUCGGUCUCGAGUCUUCCUUGGAGGCCCCAGUGAGGCCCCGGGGGUGUGGCCCUGCUAAGGGCUGUGCUUGGGGACUCUCCACGGAAUGAAUGCCAGGGCACUUCAUGCCACAGAGCAUGUUUGGAGUGAAGAAAAGUUGUAGAGAUGCUGGUGAGGGGAGCAUGACAUUGUGAAUGUGAUCAAUGCCACUGAGGAUGUGAAAAUGGUAUGUCUAUUUGCCUCAAUAAAUAGAGUUGUAAGAAAUGGACAUAAGGGCCUGGUGGUCAGGACCUGGUGACUCUGGGCUUGAGGGCAUGGACAAGCCGCAGCGGAGAGGUGAGGCCACCAAGAGGCCAGUCCUAGCGGGCCGCCGGAGGGACGGGCACCCAGGGCUGGGGACGCCUGGGGACU
Molecule: messenger RNA, 11929 nt
Organism: Mirounga angustirostris (Northern elephant seal)
Lineage: Eukaryota; Metazoa; Chordata; Mammalia; Carnivora; Phocidae
Gene: JRK
Product: Jrk helix-turn-helix protein
Exons: 2
Coding region: 600-2195 (531 amino acids)
Cellular component (GO): nucleus
Molecular function (GO): DNA binding
Source: RefSeq, a predicted model, not a curated record